AUGAUAGCCAAUGUUAGCACGAUCCUUCCCCUACUGCCUCUGUUGGCCAUGUCAAUGCCUUCGACACCGGAAAUGCCCAUCAACAAACGAUCAGUCACCUGUCUGAAAGUCGGCGCUGUUGCUACAGCCACUUGGACCAAUAGUGCCGGGCAGAGCUGUUCCUUCGUCGGGGUGGUCGGAAGCAAUUAUGGCACCAACAGUGCUGGAACAGGAGAUUAUUCCUGUAAUGGCCGAUGUGGCGGGGGAUGCACGGGCACUGCACUUGGCAAUGCGUAUACCCAAGACUGCUUCUCCCAUGAUAUCUGCUCCUAUUUUAACAAUGCCAGCGGAGGGUCAAGUGAUCCGAACUGCGGAACUGCUUAUGAUGCUGCAGUGGAUGAUUUUCUCCUUGGUGUUGCAGAUGGAUGUUCGCAGACAAAUCCAGCUCUGGCAGUCUCAAAACCAAGUUUGACUCCUGUCUGUAAAUAG
Aspergillus novofumigatus IBT 16806 is the source of this 468-nucleotide messenger RNA. RefSeq lists its product as uncharacterized. The record is from RefSeq and is a predicted model, not a curated record. The coding region runs from base 1 to 468 and encodes 155 amino acids. The transcript is spliced from 3 exons. Lineage: Eukaryota; Fungi; Ascomycota; Eurotiomycetes; Eurotiales; Aspergillaceae.